This is a messenger RNA of Peronospora matthiolae, 1218 nucleotides long. The record is from the annotation of a GenBank genome assembly. Lineage: Eukaryota; Oomycota; Peronosporomycetes; Peronosporales; Peronosporaceae.
AUGACAGACACAUUGAAUGUCAUAGUCAAUAACGGAUCAAGUGUAGGCGCUUAUACACUUGAUCUGAUUGCACCUCCGAAGUUGACUUCGGAUAUCACUCAGUUGCCAACGCUCGAACAUAAAAGGUUCUUGCGUGAUCUGCGUAGUGGCAAAGUCAAGCAGAUCUGCAUACUCGUCGCUGACGAUGAGUGUGUAACCGACAUAAGGUCAGCAACAUUGUUCACUGAGAACGAGAGAGUUCUCAGUAGUUCAUCUAUGGACGAGAGUAUCCUAGAUGAAAAGACACAAAUUGAGCGAUAUGACUCCCAAUCGUGGGAAUCGCUCAAGAAAAAUCCUCUCUAUGAAGAUUUGGUUGAAUUCAAGGAUGCAUUCCCUGAAACUGUUCCGUGCGAGUUACCGAAGGAUAAAGGUAUUCGACACGAGGUCGAGCUUAAACCAGGCUCGAAGUACUGUGUCAUGAAGCAGUGGCCACUGCCUCGUGAACAAGUACUUGCGAUCGACAAGUUCUUUGCCGAUCGUUUAGCUGCGGGCCGUGUGAGGGAAUCAACUUCCCCACAUAGCUCUCCGACCUUCUGUGUGCGAAAAGCAAUAGGAGAGUGGCGGAUAGUGCAUGCAUUUAACAAGUUGAAUGCUGCAACGGUACCGGCUCAGACGCCGAUACCGAGGAAGGACGUAAUCAUUGAUGGUGUGUCAAAGAGUACCAUCUUUUCGUCCAUGGAUUUGAUGGAUGGCUUCUAUCAAAUGCUUAUGCGGGAACGGGAUAUACCCUAUACCGCAGUGAGCACGCCUAGCGGCAUGCUCUGGGAAUGGCUAGUAAUGCCACAAGGGCUUAGUAAUGCCCCUGCCACGUUCAACAGAUGUGUAUCACAUCUGUUGAGACCAGUUCGAGAAUUUGCGCCGAGUUAUUUCGAUGAGGUUUUCAUCCAUAGCCGAGUUAUGGAUGGAAAGUCGGACGUUGAGGUUCACAGGUACCACGUCCGACAGGUGCUUACAAUCAUGCGAAAGCAUCAAUUGUAUGCAAACCUCAAGAAGUGCAUUUUUGCAGCAAGCGAAAUACCACUUCUUGGGUGCAUCGUUGGCAAGAACGGUGUACGUCCUGAUCCCGAAAAGAUCAAGGCGAUAACCGACUGGCCUGUGCCGGUUGAUGUCAAAGGUCUUCGAAAAUUCCUUGGGCUAGCGGCGUAUUUGCAUAAGUAUUCACGCAAUUACGCGAGAUGA